CUCGCUUUUGCUUCAACAGUAUUUGUUGAUUUUCAUUGUUUCCGAUCGUGUGACAUUGGAGUUCUUUGUCUUCCAGGCCACGCAGUUUUGACCUCAAUAAUAUCUCUUUCUCUCCAGUGCAGCAAGGAGCGGACUUAAGUUGCUGCGUGAAUAUGGCCCAACAAAAAGUUCCUGAAGUCUUAGAGGCUGUGUUUAGCAUUGUUGACCAGAAGAAGACUGAGCUAAUUGACUUUCUGCGUGAGGCAGUAGCCAUCAAAAGUGUGUCCGGUUGGCCUGAAGCACGAAAUGAAGUAGUCCGCAUGAUCAAAUGGAUGAAAGAGAAACUUGAGAAGGAGGGUGCCACGUGCGAGCUUAAGGAGCUUGGUGAGCAGACAUUGGCUGAUGGAACCAAGCUCAGGCUGCCUCCUGUGAUGCUUGGCCACCUGGGCUCUGAUCCCGCCAAGAAGACCCUCCUCGUCUAUGGGCAUCUUGAUGUUCAGCCUGCAUUAGUGGAGGAUGGCUGGGACUCGGACCCCUUUGUGUUGACGGAGAAAAAUGGCAAGCUGUAUGGGCGAGGUGCUUCAGAUGACAAGGGUCCAGUGCUCGGCUGGUUGCACGCUAUUCGUGCAUACAAGGCAGCUGGCGUUGAUAUUCCGGUCAACUUGAAGUUUGUUUUCGAGGGCAUGGAGGAGUCUGGCUCGAUUGGGCUGGAUAAGCUGCUGUAUAGUCUCAAGGACACAGAUUUCUUCAAGAAAGUGGACUAUGUCUGCAUUUCUGACAACUACUGGCUUGGAAAGGACAAACCAUGCCUCACCUAUGGACUCAGGGGACUGUGCUACUUUGCCGUUGAAAUUGAGUGUGCCUGCAAGGACCUUCAUUCAGGCGUCUUUGGAGGCUCUGUAUACGAAGCCAUGGCUGACCUGACGCACUUGAUGAGCCAGCUGGCCGACCGCACUGGAAAGAUUCUGAUUCCGGGAAUCAUGGACGACGUUGCCCCUCUCACUGAUAAGGAACGUAAGCUCUACAAGAGCAUCGACUUUGACAUGGAAGGGUACCGGAAGGAUAUAGGUGCUUCUGGACUCCUGCACGCAACAAAAGAAGACAUUCUUAUGCAUCGCUGGAGAUACCCAUCGCUCUCUCUUCAUGGUGUAGAGGGUGCCUUUUAUGGAGCAGGAGAGAAGACUGUAAUCCCCCGCAAGGUAGUUGGCAAGUUUUCAAUCCGCAUUGUACCCAACCAGGAGCCCGCCAAAGUCGAGGCCCUGGUGAAAAAGCACAUUGAGAAGCUAUGGAAGCAGCAUGGAAGCCCCAACAAAAUCAAUGUCCACAUGGCUAGUGGUGGCCGGUGGUGGAUUAGUGACCCUUUCUCACCCAACUUCGAGGCUGGCAAGGCAGCCACUAAGCAUGUGUAUGGUGUGGAGCCCGACAUGACGAGAGAAGGCGGCAGCAUCCCAGUGACGCUGACACUGCAGGAAGUGACCAACAAGAGUGUCAUUCUGCUUCCUAUGGGGGCCAGUGACGAUGGGGCCCACUCGCAGAACGAGAAGAUUGACGAGCGAAACUACAUAGAAGGGUCCAAGCUACUGGCUGCCUACCUCUACGAAAUCGCUCAGUUGAAGUGAAGCAUCCCUUUUAUGUUCCCCCUCGACGGCAACUGUUUCUUGAAACAGACUCUCGACGGAGACGCCACAUCUACACAUACAAUGAACUUUAAUUUACUGGUGUAUAGUAUUAGCACUUCAGGCCAGUUGAGGAAUUGAGAUUCUUAGUUUCAAAAUAUUGUGAUUCACGAGACACGCAGGUGGAAAUAUUCAACUUAUUUUACGCAAGCCUGGUAAUUUUUACAUAUUUGACGUUUUAGAGAUUAUUUUAGAUGAUCUUGCAUAUUUUUACGCAUGACUUAGGUGUACUGAUUGAAAUAAAUAUUUUUAUACAUAGUU
Messenger RNA from Rhipicephalus microplus (southern cattle tick), 1916 nucleotides. It is a transcript of the gene Cndp2, whose product is annotated as Cytosolic non-specific dipeptidase 2. NCBI's taxonomy places the organism in Eukaryota, Metazoa, Arthropoda, Arachnida, Ixodida, Ixodidae. Gene Ontology annotation, biological process: proteolysis. Gene Ontology annotation, molecular function: metallodipeptidase activity. The record is from RefSeq and is a predicted model, not a curated record.